Molecule: messenger RNA, 1767 nt
Organism: Phyllostomus discolor (pale spear-nosed bat)
Lineage: Eukaryota; Metazoa; Chordata; Mammalia; Chiroptera; Phyllostomidae
Gene: ARHGDIG
Product: Rho GDP dissociation inhibitor gamma
Exons: 6
Coding region: 886-1554 (222 amino acids)
Biological process (GO): Rho protein signal transduction
Cellular component (GO): cytosol; cytoplasm; membrane
Molecular function (GO): Rho GDP-dissociation inhibitor activity; protein binding
Source: RefSeq, a predicted model, not a curated record
AUGAGUCUACUGUAACCCCUGCCCCCCAUGCUCACCCCAUGCGUGAGGCCCUCAGGAUGUCCGGGCACCAGGGCGGAGGGUCUGUGUGGCCAGUCAGGGCGAGGGAUCUGAUUGCCCUAGAAGUGUGUGCCUGCGACUGCGUCACACCAUGCGUGACACCAUUCAGAUGCUACCAGGACCCUGUGACACUGCGGGCUGCCAUCCCCCCUCCUCCUCCUCCACUCAGACCUAGGCCUUUGACCCGCUGUCCCAGCCUGAAGCCCUGCUCACGCCUGUUCCCUGCCUCGGUGGAUUCCCAUCUGCGCGCCCCAGGGUUUGUUUGGGUAUUAAGAUCGGAAGCCUCUCUGUGUCCCCCUUCUCAACAUUCCAUCUUCCUGGUGCUACUUUAAAUCAGCACCCUCUUCUCCCCGAGGACAGGGAGGGGCCUUCAGAAUCCUCUGAGUCCCCAGAGCAUACAGAGACCCCCACCCCACCACACUCGCAGAGCCCAGUCAGUGAACACUGAGUAAGGGCUGAGUGGGUGGUGACCCCCGCCCUGUACAUGCGAACUCUGGUCUCUCUGUGCUAAUGGCUGUAACCUCUGGGGUGCAGGGCCAGGAGGUUCUAGGAAUCCCCUCUGCCCAGACAGAAGCUCUGCUGGGAGGAAGUGUGUGGGGGCGUGCUGUUGGGCUCCAGGUGCGGCCUGCAUUGGCCGCUAGUAACGAGAGCCUGGGGACAUGGGGCGGGGGUAGCACCUGCUUCACUGGGCACUUUCAGUCCCACCGGCCCCGCCCAGAAGGCUUCCCUAGAGAGGCCCCAGACUCCCCCGGAGCAAUGAGGGUGAGGCAGCCCUGAUUGCCAGAGCAGGGUGCAGUCGGGCAGGCCAUUGGGACCGUGACUGUGGCCAUGUCCGCGGCGGCUGUGAAAGGUCCACUUGGGCCGGAGGCGGGGACGACUGGGUGCCGGCGCGUCCUUCUGACAGACAAAGAAGGGGGGCAGCUGCCACCAGAUGAGGUGCUGGACGAGGCUGUGCCAGGGUACCGGGCCCCGGGGACGAAGAGCCUCCUAGAGAUCCAGCAGCUGGACCCAGAUGAUGAGAGCCUGGCCAAGUACAAGCGGGUGCUUCUGGGGUCCCUGCCGCUAGCUGUGGACCCAAGCCUGCCCAACGUACAGGUGACCAGGCUGACGCUGAUGUCUGAGCAGGCUCCGGGGCCCAUGACCAUGGACCUCACAGGGGAGCUGGCUGCACUGAAGAACCAGGUGUUCGUCCUGAAGGAGGGCGUUGAUUACAAAGUGAAGAUUACUUUUAAGGUCAAUAAGGAAAUCGUCAGUGGCCUCAAGUGUCUGCAUCACACCUACCGCAGGGGCCUGCGAGUGGACAAGGCCGUGUACAUGGUGGGCAGUUACGGCCCAAGCACCCAGGAGUACGAGUUUGUAACUCCAGUGGAAGAGGCGCCUCGGGGCGCACUGGUGAGGGGCGCCUAUGUGGUCACAUCCUUCUUCACUGACGACGACAGGGCAGACCACCUUUCCUGGGAGUGGGGCCUCCGCAUCUGCCAGGACUGGAAGAGCUGAGCGCCCACCCUCCCUGCCCUGCCCUGGGAGCUGUCUUCCCGCCUGGGGUCCUGGUUUCCUCUGCCUGUCAGUCACUGCACAGGGACCCCCGAGCAUUCCCCAGCCCCUCUGUCAGUGACCAGACCCCUCAUGACCUCUGCCCCGCCUCAGGACACCCCCUUCCUGGGCCUGGCACUGUGCCCUGAAUAGCCCCAUUAAACGCCUGUCUCAGUG